This is a messenger RNA of Bipolaris maydis ATCC 48331, 707 nucleotides long. RefSeq lists its product as uncharacterized. The record is from RefSeq and is a predicted model, not a curated record. NCBI's taxonomy places the organism in Eukaryota, Fungi, Ascomycota, Dothideomycetes, Pleosporales, Pleosporaceae.
AUACAUUUAAGUUCCCACCAUUUCUCAGAAUGAAGUCUCAUAUACACAUAUCUCACUCGGAACACAUUGCUAGCUAAAUCACUCCAAACUCUUCAUCACUAUUUUACUGUCUCAGCAUCUCUCAUCAUGGCCGCCAACUCCACUCUUCGCUAUCUUACCAAGGACUCCGACGCAACUUCGACUCCUCAACGUCAAUCAAUGUCUUUGCAGCUCAAUCGCACGGCAUUCCUCGAGGGUACAACGGUUCCUUCGAUUUCAGACGAGAGUGAAUUCACGCUUCACACGGACUAUCUCGUCAACCAUCACCUCUUGAGCCACAACAUAUCCGCACCCGCUUCACCGGUCCUGUCUUGCGGCCUAUCAGAUUACACAUCCGCACCCAUCUACGGCGCUCCGACAGUCUGGUUUUGUUCGGCAUGUAGGGAUGGUCCGAUAGGCGAGUGGCAAAACGUGUGUACAGCAUGCAAUCACCAAAGGUGCCUUGCUUGCACGGUGGAAAAGACUUCGUAAACGGACUACGGGGAUUUGAGCCAGCAUUUCUUGCAUCAUCGGCGAAAUAUCAGUCUUUCAGCGACGUUUUUGGGUCUGAGCGUGUUAUUUGGCUUGCUUUUUGUGGAGGUCACAUGGGGGAGUAUGGCCGGUUUUGGGCAUGGAGGAUUAGGCUUUGAUCUAGAUCUUGUCAAGCAAUUUAACUGUCAUUUCAACAU